UUUUCAAUGAAAAACAUGAGAUUUAGGAGAUUUAAUGACCUGCCUAAGAUCAUACAGGUCCAGGGACAAGUUCAUCCAACUCUUGAGUCUAGUGACGAUGCUCUUCAGUAUGUUGAAGAAUUAAUCUUGCAGUUAUUAAAUAUGCUAUGCCAGGCUCAGCCCCGAAGUGUUUCAGAUGUAGAGGAACGUGUUCAAAAAAGUUUUCCUCAUCCAAUUGAUAAGUGGGCAAUAGCUGAUGCCCAGUCAGCUAUUGAAAAAAGGAAGCGAAGAAACCCUUUAUCUCUCCCAGUAGAAAAAAUUCAUCCUUUAUUAAAGGAGGUCCUAGGUUAUAAAAUUGACCACCAGGUUUCUGUUUACAUAGUAGCAGUAUUAGAAUACAUUUCUGCAGAUAUUUUAAAGCUGGUGGGGAAUUAUGUACGAAAUAUACAGCAUUAUGAAAUUACAAAACAAGAUAUAAAAGUAGCAAUGUGUGCUGAUAAGGUGUUGAUGGAUAUGUUUCAUCAAGAUGUGGAAGAUAUAAAUAUAUUAUCUUUAACUGAUGAAGAACCUUCCACCUCAGGGGAGCAGACUUACUAUGAUUUGGUAAAGGCAUUUAUGGCAGAAAUUCGGCAAUACAUAAGGGAACUGAACUUAAUUAUAAAAGUUUUUAGAGAGCCCUUUGUCUCCAAUUCAAAAUUGUUUUCAGCUAAUGAUGUAGAAAAUAUAUUUAGUCGUAUAGUAGAUAUACAUGAACUUAGUGUAAAGUUACUGGGCCAUAUAGAAGAUACUGUAGAAAUGACGGAUGAAGGCAGUCCCCAUCCACUAGUAGGAAGCUGUUUUGAAGACUUAGCAGAGGAACUGGCAUUUGAUCCAUAUGAAUCAUAUGCUCGAGAUAUUUUACGACCUGGUUUUCAUGAUCGUUUCCUUAGUCAGUUAUCAAAGCCUGGAGCGGCACUUUAUUUACAGUCAAUAGGCGAAGGUUUUAAAGAAGCUGUUCAGUAUGUUCUACCCAGACUGCUUCUAGCCCCUGUUUACCACUGUCUACAUUAUUUUGAACUUUUAAAGCAAUUAGAAGAAAAGAGUGAAGAUCAAGAAGACAAGGAAUGUUUGAAACAAGCAAUAACAGCUUUACUUAAUGUUCAGAGUGGGAUGGAAAAAAUAUGUUCUAAAAGUCUUGCAAAACGAAGACUUAGUGAAUCUGCAUGUCGGUUUUAUAGUCAGCAAAUGAAGGGGAAACAACUAGCAAUCAAGAAAAUGAAUGAGAUUCAGAAGAAUAUUGAUGGUUGGGAGGGAAAAGACAUUGGACAGUGUUGCAAUGAGUUUAUAAUGGAAGGAACUCUUACACGUGUAGGAGCCAAACAUGAGAGACACAUAUUUCUCUUUGAUGGCUUAAUGAUUUGCUGUAAAUCAAAUCAUGGGCAGCCAAGACUUCCUGGUGCUAGCAAUGCAGAAUAUCGUCUUAAAGAAAAGUUUUUUAUGAGAAAGGUACAAAUUAAUGACAAAGAUGACACCAAUGAGUACAAGCAUGCUUUUGAAAUAAUUUUAAAAGAUGAAAAUAGUGUUAUAUUUUCUGCCAAGUCAGCUGAAGAGAAAAACAAUUGGAUGGCAGCGUUGAUAUCUUUACAGUACCGGAGUACACUGGAAAGGAUGCUUGAUGUGACAAUGCUACAGGAAGAGAAGGAGGAGCAGAUGAGGCUCCCUAGUGCUGACGUUUAUAGAUUUGCAGAACCUGACUCUGAAGAGAAUAUAAUAUUUGAAGAAAACGUGCAGCCCAAGGCUGGAAUUCCAAUUAUCAAAGCAGGAACUGUUAUUAAACUUAUAGAGAGGCUCACAUACCAUAUGUACGCAGAUCCCAAUUUUGUUCGGACAUUUCUUACAACAUACAGAUCCUUUUGUAAACCUCAAGAACUACUGAGUCUUAUAAUAGAAAGGUUUGAAAUUCCAGAGCCUGAGCCAACAGAAGCUGAUCGCAUAGCUAUAGAGAAUGGAGAUCAACCCCUGAGUGCAGAACUAAAAAGGUUUAGAAAAGAAUAUAUACAGCCUGUACAACUGCGAGUAUUAAAUGUAUGUCGGCACUGGGUAGAGCACCACUUCUAUGACUUUGAAAGAGAUGCACAUCUUUUGCAGCGAAUGGAGGAAUUUAUUGGAACAGUAAGAGGUAAAGCAAUGAAAAAAUGGGUUGAAUCCAUCACUAAAAUAAUCCAAAGGAAAAAAAUUGCAAGAGACAAUGGACCAGGUCAUAAUAUUACAUUUCAGAGUUCACCUCCCACAGUCGAGUGGCAUAUAAGCCGACCUGGGCACAUAGAGACUUUUGACCUGCUCACCUUACACCCAAUAGAAAUUGCUCGGCAACUCACUUUACUUGAAUCAGAUCUCUAUCGAGCUGUACAGCCAUCAGAAUUAGUUGGAAGUGUGUGGACAAAAGAAGACAAAGAAAUUAAUUCUCCUAAUCUUCUGAAAAUGAUCCGGCACACCACUAAUCUCACUCUGUGGUUUGAGAAAUGUAUUGUAGAAACUGAAAACUUAGAAGAAAGAGUAGCUGUGGUGAGUCGAAUAAUUGAGAUUCUGCAAGUCUUUCAAGAGCUGAACAACUUCAAUGGUGUCCUUGAGGUUGUCAGUGCUAUGAACUCAUCACCUGUUUACAGGCUAGACCACACAUUUGAGCAAAUACCAAGUCGCCAAAAGAAAAUUUUAGAAGAAGCUCAUGAAUUAAGUGAAGAUCAUUAUAAGAAAUAUUUGGCAAAACUCAGGUCUAUUAAUCCACCAUGUGUGCCUUUCUUUGGAAUUUAUCUAACUAAUAUCUUGAAAACAGAAGAAGGCAACCCUGAGGUCCUAAAAAGGCAUGGAAAAGAGCUUAUAAACUUCAGCAAAAGGAGGAAAGUAGCAGAAAUAACAGGAGAGAUCCAGCAGUACCAAAAUCAGCCUUAUUGUUUACGAGUAGAAUCAGAUAUCAAAAGGUUCUUUGAAAACUUGAAUCCAAUGGGAAAUAGUAUGGAAAAAGAAUUUACAGAUUAUCUUUUCAACAAAUCCCUAGAAAUAGAACCACGAAACCCUAAGCCUCUCCCAAGAUUUCCAAAAAAAUAUAACUAUCCCCUAAAAUCUCCUGGUGUUCGUCCAUCAAACCCAAGACCAGGUACCAUGAGACAUCCCACACCUCUGCAGCAGGAGCCAAGAAAAAUUAGUUAUAGUAGGAUCCCUGAAAGUGAAACAGAAAGUACAGCAUCUGCACCAAAUUCUCCAAGAACACCGUUAACACCUCCUCCUGCUUCUGGUGCCUCUAGUACCACAGAUGUUUGCAGCGUAUUUGAUUCUGAUCAUUCAAGCCCUUUUCACUCAAGCAGCGAUACCGUCUUUAUCCAAGUUACACUGUCCCAUGGCCCAAGAUCUGCUUCAGUAUCGUCUAUAAGCUUAACCAAGGGCACUGAUGAAGUGCCUGUCCCCCCUCCUGUUCCUCCAAGAAGACGACCAGAGUCAGCCCCUGUGGAAUCUUCGCCAUCUAAGAUUAUGUCUAAGCAUUUGGACAGCCCCCCAGCAAUUCCUCCUAGGCAGCCCACAUCAAAAGCCUAUUCACCACGAUACUCAAUAUCAGACCGGACCUCCAUAUCAGAUGCUCCUGAAAGCCCUCCCUUAUUACCACCACGAGAACCUGUGAGGACACCUGAUGUUUUCUCAAGCUCACCACUACAUCUCCAACCUCCCCCUUUGGGCAAAAAAAGUGAUCACAGCAAUGCCUUCUUUCCAAACAGCCCUUCCCCCUUUACACCACCUCCUCCUCAAACACCUUCUCCUCAUGGCACGAGGAGACAUCUGCCAUCACCACCAUUGACACAAGAAGUGGACCUUCAUUCCAUUGCUGGGCCACCUGUUCCUCCACGGCAAAGCACUUCUCAACAUAUCCCUAAACUCCCUCCAAAAACUUACAAAAGGGAGCACACACACCCAUCCAUGCACAGAGAUGGACCACCGCUGUUGGAGAACGCCCAUUCUUCCUGAGUUCCUCUGUACUGGAUGUACAUUUCCCUGUCCCCAAAUCCAUUGCUGGCAAUGGAUGCACUGAAUGUGCCAGCACUGAGGAGUUAAAAUGAGAACUCCAAACACUAACGACUCUACUUCAAGAUGCAGUAUAAGACAAUUAAUUUUAACCUAGACGAACAUGGAAAGACUGAUCUAGAGGAAUUGGACAACUGUUUGCACCUGAUACCCAAUUUAAGGGACUUUUUCCAGCCAAUGGGUUGGAGCCCUGUUUUUGUGAAGUGAUCUUUAUCAUUAAAGGGAUGGAAAAACACAGUCUCCUGUCCAGCAGGCCCACAUUAUGACAGUUUUUAUAAUUCAAAAUAUUAUGCACUUUUUUAAAAAAAACUUAACAGGGAUCUUCAUAUAACCCUUUGUUUUCUUUUGCUUUUACUUGUCCGACUUUAAAAUAUUUUCUUUAAAAUCAUUCAAAGGACUGUGAGGAAAGGCUGUGGUGCCUGACCUUGUUGGAAUCAAGGCCCAGCAUGUACUACAGUCCUGUUUACAGAUCAUUACAGUGAAUGAAUUGAAUGGGUACCAAGGCUUCACCAAAGAGGUACUUUUUUUUAAAGAAUAAUUAUACCAAUUUUAAGAGUCUAUCCCACCCAUCCUCCCGAUACAAACAAAACGUGGUGGUGUUGCCUUCAAACGAGAAGUUUUGUGUCAUUAACAUGACAGAAGUACUUACUAAAAAAAUGUAACUGUCAAGUAUAUAAUUUACAUUUAGGAGACUGUUAAUCUAUGCUAGGUUGUCAUUUUUCCCCCCUUCUCCCACAAAAGUUUACUGGUAAUCCACGUCAUGGCUCGUAGCUGUCCCUCUAACCGUACUGUGGAAAUGCAGUCACCCAGUGUGAAAAGAAGCACUUAGUACUUGCUGGGCAUCACUGACACCAUUCAUGUUUUACUAAUAGUUGAGUAACUAUCAGCAUAUCUAGAAUUACCUUGCAUUGCCUAAAUCAUGUGUAUAUAGUGAAUGUUAUAUAAUAAACUUGGCAGGUCUGUUUUAAUUUAAUUAAAUAAAGAUACAAAUACCUUGUUGACUGGCAUAUAUUAAAUUAUUAUAUGGAUAAAAUGGUUGAUUCUUAUUUCUUUCAGUUGAAACACACACACAAACACUAAGCAUAAAAGCACGCAUUGUGGUAUGCCUUGGUUUCUAGUUCUGGAUGUAUGUAUUCAUCUUAAAGGAUGAUCUGAAGUUACAGUUUGGCAUAUAGGAUAGUAUUUGGUUAGAAUAGGAUGGGUAUCUUUCAAGCAGAACUUUGUAAGUUUUUUAAUUUCCUAGGCAACAUGUAUACAGUUUGUUAAAGUUUAUAUUAAACAUUCUACCUUGCUUGAGGUCUUUGCUCUAUCAGAACUAUUCUUAAGAGAACAUCUGCCUUCAUCGUUAAAAUCAUAAUAUGGAUUAUUCAUUAAGCCUAUGUACUGAUCUUCUGAGUCUAACAAAUACUGUGACUGAAAUGCAUGCAACUUGCUGAAGAGAAAAAGUUUUUUUAAUCUCCACUAUAAUGUCUGUGAAAUGUGCAGUGUUCCAUCCUUAGAGAGUCAUCAGUUCAUCAGUAUCAGCAUGUAUCUGAAUAAUGAAGCAACAUGUCAGCAAUUCUGUUAACCAUGCCAUUAGAGACAUUUUAGAAGUGCUGCAUUAUGGGAAAACCCAAUGCUUUAAUAAUUUCCUGUGACAUGUAUUAGAGCAUUAAAUGUACAUUACAAUAGUACAGUAUAUAGUCCUUUAAGACCAGAAUGUUGAUUGCAUCAUCAUUAAGCAAUCCAUCCUAGCAUAUGCUUAUUUAUUUGUUAGAGUUGAAUCUUUGUUUAAUAUCUGCACCAUUCCUAUUAUGGUAGGUAGCCUUUUAAUAGUCUCCCAAAAAUUAAUUUCAAAUCCACUGUUGUAUGCACAGUGUCUGUAAGACCAUUCAUUCAAUAAGUAUUUAUCUAAGCCUACUUACUAGUGCUGCUAAGAUUAAUCAUAAUACACAUUCCAGAAUCUCCCAUGAGUUUUUAUUAGACCAGCCUCAUUGUCCCUAGGAUUUCCCUUUUUAUGUCUUAGUGAUCAUUACUCUUUUUAAUCACCCCAUCCCCACUCCAAAUGAGAACCUGAGAAGAGUCACAUUGGAGCCCAUUCAGUAUCUGGCCAGUAUGUUCACCUUCAAUAAGGGUUUUCAACCUGCCUGACCAUAUAAAGAGGGGGAAAAAAUCAAGAUUUGGCGCUCUAAUCGUACUUUGCAAAGGGGGAACCAUUCUAGAACCAGUGGUUUUAGGAGACCACUGCAUUGGCUUUGUGUGCAUUGUGGGGAGAGGGAUACUUCUUUAUUUUGAAAUGUGACAUCUGGGUAAAAAUAUUUUCUGCAGUGGUAACUAAUUAGAAAAAUUCCAAUUGGAUACCCUUAAAUGGUGAGAAAACCAUAUCCUUGCCUUCACUUUUGCAACAUUAACUAGCUGACAAAUUUAUUGUCUGUAGUAACUAAAAUGUACUUAGGGACAAGAAGUGGCUGAGAAGAUAAAUGCAUCACCAAAAAAUUCUGCUUUUGAAUCCAGAACAUUAUAAGACAGUCAAGCAGCAUGACUUUCAAAACCAGGUUUCAAAAUAUGGAACAUAUCUUUUAGAAAUAGAAAUGUUCUUAGAUGUUUCAUUAUCUUUGGAUCACACAAUGAAAAUGUUUCUAGGUUGAAUUUAUUUAAGUGGGCUAAUAACUAAUAUAACAGAAAGGGAGCCUUUUCAUAUAUCUAAGCACUUUUAAAAGCAGGAACAGAUAAGUACAUGUUUCUAAAUUUAUUCAAAGGUUAUUUACUCUUCCCAGUCUUCAAUGUAUUUUAAGAGUACAAAUUAUCAGGAAAUAUACAAACAUUAAAAGUUUGUUUAAUUAAAGGUUAUUGGGUAUCAAAAUAUGUAUUUAGCAAGUUACUGUGCUCCAACAACUCAAGAAUGUUUUGCUUUACUGGAUCUGAAAUUAGCAAAGAGCAUGCCACAUGAAUUAUACUACAAUCAACAACAGUCUAGUGAACAAGUACUAUUUUAGAUGGAGGCUAAAUUACGGUUCUAAAUUCUUAAUGUUUUUUCCCACAAAUCAAAAAUUAAGCAAACCAAAAGUUAGUUGGUAUCUAUGAUCAUGCUCUUGUCUUAAUUCUCAAGUUUAGCUUACUUUAGUCAUGUAUUUCAUUGUUUGUCUUUUAAUGACAGCUUAAAUUCAGUUUUAAAUGGCUCAACAAAAUGAGAAAUGGAGGGAGGGGUGUCCCAACUUAUUAGUGUACAUAAUAUUGAGAAAAACCUUUUUUUCCCUCCAGAUUUAGAAUGAAACAAAUUUAACCAUUUAUUUCUUGGUAUUCUGCUGCUAUGGGUAGAUUAACUUGUUCUUUUAACCUAUAUUGUUUGUUAUACAAGUGCAGGUCCUGUUGUGUUGCAUAUUAAUCUUUACUAGUAAGAUAAACAUCACAAGGCUAGUAUCAGUUUGGCUGAAAGACUUAUGCAGUAAAACUAUAAGGGAAAAUGAUGACUUAGUUUACUUAAUAUUUUUCUUUUGAAACAUCUCAUUACUAGCUUUUAAAGUCAUUUCAUAAUCCUUUAUACAUGAGCCGAUACAAUGUUUUGAGCUCUAGUUAAGAAGCAUGAGGUCUAUAUGAUAAAUCUAAACAACAAAAGCACUUGUAACUUGUUUUGUAAAUUUCAUGCCUUAUUUUCCAUUUUUGACACCGUAAAGUGCAUUUUUUGUCGACUGUGAGUAAAUUUCCCUUUUGCCUUUAAUGAAAAUAGUGCAUUAAGUAGCCGAUUGCUGCAAAAUUAUGAAGCAAGUUAGCUAAAGGUGGAUCAUAUUGGACUACCACUCAAAGAAACAAGAUGCAUAACGGUGGAAGUCACAUGUGUGGCUUUAGGGAGCGCGCACCUGUGCGAGAUGCAUGCCACUUUCAGUAGCUGCCAAAUGUGCCUUUAAUUAAGAACAUCUCUAAUUUUUUUCUUCAGAUCAAGUCAGCAUUUGGGGGCGGGAUCAGGGCAGGGGACUUUGGGGUGCAAAUAUCUGGUGAAAUACCAGAGAAGAAGCCUUUGUUUGUCAAAGUGACAUGUAUAACUUUAGUUGAAACAUGUUUAUGUAUAUAUGCGUGUAUUUGCCUUUGUUUAGUAGCACAGUAUUUGCUAAAAUAAUUGUCGAAAAAUUGCUGUCAGUCUUACUUUAAUGUAAAAACAAAGUGUGGUCUAUACAUCUAAUAUGGCCUUUGUACCUAACUAUGUUCGUAGGUAAUCUUUGUACUCUAUGUGCAGCAGUAUUUGGUUUGCAUUUAAAGUGAAAAUAAUGGCUGUUAUUUUUCUGGCAUUACUAAGAUAAACUGAAAAAUAAUAAAGAAAAAUGCCUUACAUA
Myotis brandtii (Brandt's bat) is the source of this 8336-nucleotide messenger RNA. It is a transcript of the gene SOS1, whose product is annotated as son of sevenless homolog 1 (Drosophila). Gene Ontology annotation, biological process: positive regulation of GTPase activity; Ras protein signal transduction. NCBI's taxonomy places the organism in Eukaryota, Metazoa, Chordata, Mammalia, Chiroptera, Vespertilionidae. Gene Ontology annotation, cellular component: plasma membrane. The record is from RefSeq and is a predicted model, not a curated record. Bases 7 to 3972 code for a protein of 1321 amino acids. Gene Ontology annotation, molecular function: protein heterodimerization activity; guanyl-nucleotide exchange factor activity. The transcript has 23 exons.